This is a messenger RNA of Eleginops maclovinus (Patagonian blennie), 3897 nucleotides long. RefSeq names its product laminin, gamma 3 (gene lamc3). The record is from RefSeq and is a predicted model, not a curated record. The transcript has 21 exons. Gene Ontology annotation, biological process: substrate adhesion-dependent cell spreading; animal organ morphogenesis; tissue development. NCBI's taxonomy places the organism in Eukaryota, Metazoa, Chordata, Actinopteri, Perciformes, Eleginopidae. The coding region runs from base 163 to 3897 and encodes 1244 amino acids. Gene Ontology annotation, cellular component: basement membrane.
CAUAUGUUGGAGACUCACCAGAGACACAGCAAACAGAGAAACAAAGCUCUCACACUGGAUUUAUUUGUUGUUGUUGGAUUACUUCUCUCAAGUCAGGGUCUUCAUGGAUGCGUCUUUGUAUGAGAUUUUAUGAAGUUGUGAAGAAUAAUUAUCACUUUAACCAUGGAAACAUCAUUUGCUGUGAGCUCUCUUCUCCCUGCCCUUCUUCUCUCUCUUCAUCUUCACUGCCACCACCUUGUUUGGGCCGCAAUGGACUCCUGCUUGGAUGAGGAGGGCGCCCCGAGCCGCUGCAUGCCCAAGUUUGAGAACAUUGCCUUCAAUCGCACUGUGGUGGUGUCCAAUGUGUGCGGUUCCCCACCUGAGGACUACUGCAUGCAGACUGGCUCCACGCGCUCAUGCCACCAGUGUGAUGCGUCAAAUCCAGACCUGAGCCACAAUGCCAGUCUCCUCACAGACUUCCACAUGGAUAAGGAGCCAACCUGGUGGCAGAGCCAGUCCAUGUUUUAUGGUGUCCAGCACCCGAAUUCUGUCAACAUCACCCUACACCUGGGGAAGGCUUUCGAGAUAACUUAUAUACGAUUGAAAUUCUACACCAGUCGGCCGGAGAGCUUCGCCAUCUACAAGCGCACGGAGCAGAAUGGGACCUGGUUGCCUUACCAGUAUUACAGCGCCUCUUGUAGGAAGACCUAUGGGAAGGACGACAAGGAGUACAUCCGCCCAGGAGAUGAUGAGAGGAACGCUUUAUGUACCGAUGAGUUCAGUGAUAUCUCCCCCCUGACUGGAGGAAACGUGGCUUUCUCCACCCUGGAGGGACGGCCCAGUGCUUACAACUUUGACCAGAGCGUGGUGUUGAAGGAAUGGGUGACCGCCACUGACCUUCUCAUCUCUUUGGACAGGCUUAACACGUUUGGAGAUGAGUUCUUCAAGGACGCUAAAGUGUUGCGCUCGUACUUCUAUGCCAUCUCUGACUUCUCUGUGGGUGGCAGAUGUAAGUGUAACGGUCACGCCAGCGACUGCUUUGAGGGGGAACACGGGGGCCUGGUGUGUUCCUGCCAGCAUCACACGGCGGGAGAUGACUGCCAGAGAUGUCACCCCUUUUACCAGGACAGACCCUGGGCCAGGGCCACGGGGGACUCCGCCAACGAGUGUCUGAAGUGCAACUGCAGCGGGAGGUCUGACGAGUGUGUGUUUGACGUGGAGCAGUACCGCAGCACCGGCAGUGGGGGGCGCUGUGUGAGCUGCAGAGACAACACCGACGGGCCCCAUUGUGAGCGCUGCAGAGAGCACCACUACAGGAAGUCUGAUGAGGAGCCCUGCCUACCCUGCAACUGCAAUAUUAACGGUACACUGAGUCUGCAGUGUGAUGCAGAGGGAAGGUGUUUGUGUAAAAAUGGCGUGACAGGGGAGAAGUGUGACACAUGUCGAGCUGGAUUUCACUCUCUUGGUCCUGGUGGCUGCAGAGCGUGUGAAUGUGACUCCAGCGGCAGUGUGGGCGUCUGCUCGCCUCUGGAUGGACGCUGUCACUGUAAGCCACACGUGGAGGGGCAGAGCUGCGACAGAUGCAAGCCGGGCUUUUUCAACCUACAACACGUAAACCAAGCAGGCUGCCAGGCGUGUUUCUGCUUCGGCCACUCGCUGGCCUGCUCCCCAUCCAAUCACUACGCUGCUGUCAACAUCACCUCUGACUUCAUUGAAGAUCAGGACGGCUGGUUGGGGGAGUUCUCUGGAGGGCAGGAGUACCCCCUGCUGUGGAAGGAAGGCGAAGUCUACCUGCUGCCUCUCACUGAGGAAGACAUCGGCUUCUACAAAGCCCCUGAGAAAUUCCUGGGUCAUCAAAUCCACAGCUACGCCCAGCUCCUCUCCAUCACCUUCACCUCUGAGACCCCCCAGCUGCUGCCGGACCAUGUCACCGUGCUGCUGCGCGGCUCCGGAGUCGCCCUCACUGCUGACCUUUCACCCCAAACAGUGCUUGACCAUAAACCUGGCUCCACAUUGCAGCAGACCUUCAUUGUCAGGCUUCAUGAAAGUGAGAUGGGAUUUAAACCUGCGCUGUCUGCGUUUGUUUUCCAACAACUGCUCUACAACCUGACGUCUCUCAGAAUUAGCAACGCCGGAGGACAGAACUACACAUCUCAGCUCGCGGGUGUAACCCUCACCUCAGCUUCCAUCUCCUCCGGUCCACCAAACCCUCCUUCCCCCUGGGUGGAGUUUUGUUCCUGUCCCCCGGGAUUUGUGGGACAGUUCUGUGAGCGGUGUGCCCCAGGAUUCACCCGGGAAGACCCCAGCAGAGGGCCUCUCUCCACAUGCGUGCCAUGCAACUGCCACAGGCAUGGAUCCUGCCACCCAGAGACGGGCGUGUGUGAGUGCUCAGACUUCACCACUGGGAUGACCUGUGAGCACUGCCUGGACGGUUACUACGGCAACGCUUUGAUUGGCACGCCUGCGGACUGUCAGCCCUGUCCUUGCCCGGACCGUACCAGCUGUGCCAAAAUUGCCCAGACAGGACAGGUGGUCUGCACCAACUGCCCUACAGGACAGACAGGGAUCCGCUGUCAGAUGUGUGAAGAUGGUUAUUAUGGUGACCCACUGGGACACUCUGGGGCGGCUCGUCCGUGUGUGAGAUGCGACUGCAACGGUAACGUGGACUUCAAUGCGCUGGGAGUUUGCGACCACAUCACCGGGCGAUGUCUGAAGUGCCUGAGACACACCGAGGGUGAACGCUGCGAGCGCUGCCAGCAGGGUUUCUAUGGCGACGCCCUCAACCAGACGACUGUGCAGAAGUGCAAAUCGUGCAGCUGCCAUCCUGGAGGAACCUCUGGCUAUGUGAACGAAUGCCACCCUCACACAGGAAACUGCCCGUGCCUGGGUCAUGUGACCGGACGGGAUUGCAGUUAUUGUGAAGUCGGCUUCUUCAACCUCCAACCAGGCGUAGGAUGUGAGAGGUGCAGGUGCAGCCCUAUUGGCUCAUCGUCCGACGCGUGUCAUCCAAUCACAGGGCAGUGUGUGUGUCGUGCAGGAGUGGAGGGGACGCUGUGUGAUUCCUGCCGAGUGGGCUUCUUUGGAUUCUCGUCACGAGGUUGCAGAGCCUGUAACUGCGACCCCAUGGGCUCCAUCUCCAUGCAGUGUCACGGUAACGGGACCUGCCACUGUCGCCAGGGCUUCGUGGGUUAUAAGUGUGACAAAUGUGAGCUCAACUAUUACCACAGCAGAGAGACACACCAGUGUGAGGAGUGUCCCGUGUGUUAUGGCCUUGUGAAGAAACAGGCAGAAACGCUGAGGACUCGCCUGCAGGAUUUGGAGAAGCUGCUGGCUCACUUUGAUUGCAGAGGUAGAUUUGGGAAGCAGCAGCACCUGCUGAAGUAUCACAUGGCCAGACUUUAUGAGCACGAGCACCAGAGGGAGGAUUCUCUACCCAAUGCUCUGGAGGAUUUUCUGGCCUUCCAAGAGGCACGGGAGGCCUUCAUAAAGCAGUUUUCCUUGCUGGAGGCGUCCGCCGGCUCUCUGUUAGCCCAGCUGAAUGGCAUUACAACCACUUUGAACUGCAGCCUCAGCGUGACAGAGAUGGAGAGCAGGACGGAUGAAGGGAGCAGGGGUGUGUGUCAAGCCUUCGCUGACACACUGCUCAUUGUUAGGACGACUCAGAAACAGCUAAAGCAGGCGACACUGGACCUGGACAGCAUGAUCAUCCCUUUUGAGAUGGUGUCAGGACCUAACAAAUGGAACAUGAUGGUCAACGACUCACAGGCCCUAAUGAAGAGUCUCAGAGAAAUGGCAGACCACAUGGAGGCCGUAGCCAGCAGGGCGGUAAGAGCCUCGGAGCAGACUUUCAGUUUCCUGAUGGAUCUACUGCAGGACAACUCCACAGAGGAGUACAUCAGGAAGCUAACGGAGCAGUGA